Molecule: messenger RNA, 1917 nt
Organism: Sphaerulina musiva SO2202
Lineage: Eukaryota; Fungi; Ascomycota; Dothideomycetes; Mycosphaerellales; Mycosphaerellaceae
Product: actin-like ATPase domain-containing protein
Exons: 5
Coding region: 1-1917 (638 amino acids)
Molecular function (GO): ATP-dependent protein folding chaperone; ATP binding
Source: RefSeq, a predicted model, not a curated record
AUGCCUCCUCCACCGAUCAACACCGGCGCUGGGCAUGCGUACGCUCCUCAACACCAGCAGCAGCUCUACACCCAGCCUGCGCCACCCGGAUAUCCCAUGGGGCAGCCUCCACAGGGACAUCAGCCAUAUGGCUACGGGCCACAGGCGGUACAAGGCCCGCACUCGUAUAAUCGCGGGCCAGCCGAAGUGCAAGGUGACAAUUCGCGAAGCAAAGCUCAGCUCAUUGUCGGCAUCGAUUUUGGGACCACAUUCUCGGGUGUCGCAUUCGCGUUUGCUACCAACACUGAAGCCAAAGAGGAUAUCAUCGUCGAGUGGCCAGGUGCUGGUACACAAACGAAACAGAAGAUUCCUACAGUUCUCUACUACGACCAGCACCAGCAAGUGGUGGGCUGGGGCCCAGACAUCGCCGAAGCACUGGCACCUACGGGCUAUCCCAAGCCAGGCGUGCAGAAAGUGGAAUGGUUCAAGCUCCAGCUCAUGCUCUCCGGCAACACAUAUAUCGACCCAAUCAACCUUCCGCCGCUUCCGCCGGGAAAGUCUGAGAUUGAUGUCGCAGCAGACUACCUGUUUAAGCUUCGACAAGCUAUGCGUAAUUCGCUACAGAAAACGUUGGGCGAGGUGUUCAACAGAGAAGAGCGGAACAUCAAAUACUUCUUGACGGUACCAGCCAUUUGGAACGAUGCCGGCAAGGCGGCGACAAGGGCAGCGGCUAUUCAAGCGGGAUUCUUGCGAGACGAGAAUGACAAUCGGCUGACUCUGAUUUCGGAGCCAGAAGCCGCAGCCAUGUUCUGCGCGAAGACGGGCCUGCUCAACCUCAAAGUACACGACGCGGUGCUCAUUGUCGAUUGUGGUGGUGGUACGGUCGAUCUGAUCGCAUACGAAGUCGAAGAAGAGUCCCCAUUCACUGUUGCUGAAUGUACUGCUGGAUCUGGUGACUCUUGUGGAUCUACGGCACUCAAUCGAAACUUCUCCAACAUCCUGCGAGCAAAGAUUCGAAAGAUGAAACUUCCCGAUGGAUCCAAAACUGCUGGCAAGGUCUACGCCAAGUGCAUCAUGGACUUCGAGAACCGGAUCAAGGCCGAUUUCCGUAACAAUGGGCAGAAAUGGGCUGUGGACGUGGGAAUCGAAGCCGAGUUCCCAGAGGCCGGCAUUGAGGAAGGCUACAUGACAUUCACUAAUGAGGAAAUCCUGCAAUGCUUUGAGCCAGUGGUCAAUCGGAUCCUGGAACUCGUUCGCAAUCAGAUCAUUGCGAUUCAAGCGCAGAACAGAUCGUUACAGAACGUGCUCGUUGUUGGUGGUUUUGGUGCUUCGGAGUACCUUUUCCAGCAGAUUAAGCUCCAUGUGCCUCCGCAAUUCCAGAACAAGGUCGUCCGACCCAUGGAUUCCGUUGCAGCCAUCGUCAAAGGAGCUGUUACAGCUGGCAUUACGGAGCGCGUUGUCACUUCGCGUGUGGCGAGAAGACAUUACCUCAUGGCUACUCUGCAGCCAUUCAAGGAAGGCCAUCAUCCAGAGCAAUACCGUGUGCCUUCGCUUGAUGGUAAGGACCGCUGCAAGUACACGCGACAAAUCUUCGUCCAGAAAGGCCAACGAGUCAAGAUUGGCGAGCCAGUCAAGGUCUCGUUCUUCCGACAGGUGGCCCCAGGCGCAACACUGAUGUAUGAAGAUGUGCUUUAUGCCUGUGACGAGGAUGUCUGCCCUGAAUAUACCAAGGAUCCACGCAUCAAGGAAGUUGUCACCCUGACAUCCGAUCUGAGCAGAAAAAAUCUCGAGAAAGAUUUUGAGCGCAUGGACACUCCGCAAGGUACUUUCUAUCGUGUGUACUUCGAUAUCUACCUCACUCUGGACGGCUCCGAAUUCAGUGCUGAGCUGGUCUGCCAAGGCGAAGUCAUGGGCCGCUGCUCUGCCCGGUUUCGAUAG